GUUUACAUUAACUCUUCAGGAAUAAGGUCAGUAAUUCGGUCGAAAAUGUGCUUCCGUGGUGUAGUCGAAAGAAGUCCAUAAUAAAUAGAUCCUAAUUUUCCCAUUUUUCGCGCAAAUUCGUGUAGAACGAGUGCUUUAAUCACCAUUUUUCACUACUAGAAUACAUUCUGCAUGAAAUGAGACGGUUUUAAUGUUCAUACACCCCACCUGGCAUGUUUUGCAGAUCGAAACCGGAAGUAGGUGUUUAUUGCGCGGACGAGAGCAAAUAUGCGCCAUUUUUAGGGUAGCAGACCACAACUGACUGGCAUUUCACUAGGAACUACAUAACCCCCUAAUUUCUUUUCAUUUUUUCGUUAGCUUGUGAUAGAACUUGUAUGAAAAAUAGGUGUAGGAAAAAGUGAUGUUCUCUAAAGAUACGUAAAGACGAUCUGAAGUUGUCGUUUUUUAUAUGAAACAAAGAAGGAUUUGAAUUACUGACCUUUAACCUUCAGUUGUAAACUGUCGUUAUUUGAAGACUACAACAUGCGUAAAAAUAUCCCUUUACAUAUAUUUCCUAUUUUAAGCAGAAAAUGUAAGUACAGAAGUGUUACCAGAGAAGCAUGUGUAUGCAAAUGUCUCCAAACAUAUUCAAGUAGGUAAAGCUUCACUCAAGAAUGAAGAUGAAAGACCAAGGCAGAAUUUAACAGGACCCUUGGCAUUUGAUGUAAACAAACAGCGAAAAACAAAGCCUGCAAAAACUUUUAAACUGAAAAUGGUCAAAAACACAGAGAAAGACGAAAAUGGAGAAGAAAAAGAAGCCAAAGCGGAAGAGAUUUUUUCAAAAUCUAACACGCUGAGGGGUGUCAGGUUUGAUGAUAUCAAAAUAGAGCAAUCAAUCAGCAUCCCAGAGUCGGUAGCGUCGUGGCAGGAUUCAUCGUUUGAGGAAUCAUUCAAGGAUCAACUGGCAAAUUACGAUAACUAUUACGGUGACACAACCAAGGGUAAAAAUAAAAAGAUUGCGAAAAUAGAGAACUCGGGCAGAGGUUUUCAUCGUUUCGGAAAGCUAAGCUCGUUCAAAUCCAGUACUGAAAAUCUUAUCAAAAGUUCAAAGGAGGAAAAAAGAGGGGUUAAGGCAGUAAUUGGUGUUAUUUCAGGACUUGUAAUUGGAGUUCUCAUGUUUCUUGUAUACUAUUACAAUUUUGGAUAUACAUUGGCAGAAGCUGGGAUCUUAAUGGCCUUUCUAACUGUACUGUUUUGCUUUGGUAUGGCCCUUUCAUCUUUCAUCAGAUGUAUUAUUGCACUAGUUGUUCCUAAUUUCUUUACUGGGGUUGGAAGAGCAAUUCUGCUAACAGCCAUUUUUGCGUUAAUUCUGAAGCAUCCGGUAUCUAAUAUAUCCCACAAUUCAAGAGAGACAGGAAGUAGUAUGGCGUGUGUUGUUCAACUUGCAGCCAAUCAAACACGAGUACUACAGCGUCAGUUAGCCGCACCUAUAGAAAAUCUAACACAAUACGUAACGGAACAGCAAGAAGAAUUAGAAGAUAUUACACGUGAAAUGCAUUCAAAAUUGGGACCUGUUAAAGAAAUUUUAAAACAGCUAGAAGGAGUAACAACGGCCGACGAAGCUUUAGAUGUUAUCCGAAAGAAAUGCCGAAAUGCUGUUAAUUCUUUGAAUGCAGAAUGUGUGAAUCAAUGUGCAUCUGCCAAUAUUCCUUUCACUGCGCUAUGCAAAGGACCCCUUUGUGAAGGCUUUGACUUUUCUAAAAGCUGUGAUGAUAUCAAACUUGAUGUUGACCUUUAUGACGUUGCCAAGAAAACCAGAUCAGCGCUUGUUGAUGUGAUUAACUAUUUUGAUGUUGAAAUGAACGUCUCAGGAGAAGUCAGCGGCAACGCAAACGUCUCAAAACCUGCAGAAGCCAUACAAGCUGAAGUAGAAAAAGAUAUAGGAGGGAAAUUAGAUGUUGUUCGAAAAUGCCUGUCUUUGUCGCUGUUUCUAAUAUUCAUACAAUCAGUUUGGUACCUUAGAAAUUAUCUAGCCAAAGACGGGUACGACAACAUUUAUAUCACAAAACAAUUUAAACAAAUGGACAAAGAAGCUGAGAAGAACGGUAGAGAAACCGUCCUUCCUUUAAAAACGCGUGAAAAAGACGAAUACGUAAAUACGUCAUCUAUCAAACUAAACGCGACUGAAAUAUCAUACUCCAAACUUGGAUUAAUUCAAGUUUUAUUACAUUUUCUCCUUUACGUUCUUGUCAUUAUCUUUGACUACGCUUUGUAUUAUAUAUUGUACCUGGUAAGAGAAUACGGCGAUAUCGAAUUAGAAAUUGAAUCUCGUGGACGCGUGCAGAUAGUUGUAGCUGGCAACGGUCCAGUGGCGGAGUUUUACAAACUUAUAGUCAGAGGUUAUAAUCUUGAUAGAGGUUUCAAUAUGACGCUUGACAUUGAGCCUUGUUUACCAGAGCCUAGAGAGCCCUCAGCCGCCAUGAUUCCGGUCUUUCUUAUAUUAUACUUCAUAGCCCUCGCUGUUGUUUUACUACGAGCUUAUGGCAUGCGUCUGAGGAGAAAAGUCUCGGCUUACUAUUGCCAGGAGCAGGAGCUGGCCCGACUAGACUACCUGCACAAGAAAAUACGACAUAAGCGUGUGGGAUUUCUAAAAUUCCUGCGCCAACAAAUCAAAUCAACCCAUAAAGAAGAACAAGUUAAAAACCAACUCCGUUUCUCUUCAUGGCUUGCAUUUAAUUGUCCUUUCAUUGCACAGUUCUUGCCUAAGAAGAUCAAACUGGGAUGUACAAGUUGUGGGCAACGAGAGACAAGUUUUAAUAAAGUGAAGUUGACGGAAUGUAACGGGACGAAGGGAGGUGUUCGGUGUGACCCUGUAUAUUGCGAGGAAUGUUACACUUCACUUCAGCAAAUCUGCCCUCUAUGUUCAAGCAAUAAUACCGUUGUGCUCCGAGAGUAGCUGACCAUGAAAUAACAUUCUUCCAUAUGAAAUCCUAAACUAACAUUUAAAAGAUUUAUAUUUUCUAUUUAUAUUUUAUGCGUUCCUUUACUUCGUUUGAACCCUAAGUUGCUUUUUUUUACAUAUUUCAGUUUUAAUACGCGACACAAAAAAUGUGGAAGGCAAAUAAAAAGCGUUACAUCAUGUGGACAGAUAGCGAAAACUAUGUCCGAUGACCGUUCGAUGUAGUAUUAUCACUAGUAAUAUCACUUUAAUACUGGUACCAGAAAUUGCCAUAAAUACUUGUAUAUAUUAAAUUGGCAAAAUUAAUCAAUUUGUACGUUGAAGUACGUAUAAGUUUGGGCGACUUCUUUAUUUUAUAAAUGUAUACGAAGAGUACUUUGCGACGCAAUGUUAAAGCACUGGUAAUCCCUGAAUAACAUAGUUUCCGUAUAAUCAUAACAUGAGCGAAGUUAAGGGGACGCAUACUUUGAAAUUAGAAAAAAGUGGGUGGGGUAUUAUAAAAUUUACCUGCAAAAAAGUUCAAGGUUUUGGUAAAUGAAAUGAAUACUGUUUCAACUGUUAUAACAUAAGACUUCUUGUGUACAUUCAAAGUCAACAAUUAAGACUUUUUGGUGCGAAAAUAAUAGUGCUUCGCUUUGUCCAAACAUUUAUCAAUGUCCUACAGAUUCUAAUUUAAAGAAAGAAUGUGAAAUAAGUUCACUGUCUUGCUUUUCAUUUGGCAUAUGUGAGCUAAAACACAAUAUUUAGUUUGUUUACAAAGUAGUGCAUAAGAAAAGAUACGGUGGUCAAGGAAUGCCACAUUCCAAAAACUAAAAGAGUAUAUUCCCCUUAAUACAUUAAACAUUUAUCGUUACGGAAGUCUAGUGGCUUACAAUAAUGGCCUAGAAAUGUUGCCAUUAUUAAUUUUUAACUUGGUAUUCAUGAACUACAAUGCACUUAAAUAUCAAAACACAUUCAACAAACUUUUGAAAAUGUAUCUUCUUAAAAAUCCCUAAAAUAAGGUAUGAAAUUUGGUUGAGAGGUCCAAUCAAUGUGUAUAUGUGCAAAAGCAACAUUCUAAUCUUGUUCACAAAAGUUACUAAUACACAGCAGGAAUGUCAAUGAUCAAAACUGGACGACUACACAGUUAUCCUCACUUUAAUGUCAUUUAUAAUUUGUCCUUGAAUUCUCCACCAUACUUUUCAUAACUCUGUUUGCACGAGUUGCACGAGAAUGCUGUCAUUCACGUAAAAAAACGGGGUCAAAUAAGUUGUAAAUGCAAUAUCACCUAAACGUAAUUAAUGGAUUAUGCAGUUCAAGACAAACUUUAUCUCAUAACGUAACGAACAUGUAUAAUGUUGUAACAACAACUUUACACUGAUUUAAAGUAGCAGUCGGUUUAUAAGUGACGUUAUUGAUUCAUUUUGUGUUUUGUUAUUGUUGUCAAAAAGUAUAACGGAAGUGCCUCACAACUGAAGCGGAAACCAGUUUGAUGCGCAAAGUAGUCCACUGUAAGUAAUAUUUUUUGACAAAUGUCCACAGAAAUUAAUAAUUUUCUAAUAUUAAAGACGAAUAUCUGAAUAGGAUUCAUUAUUUGAUAAGAAAUUAUAAUCAUCGACAUGUUUUUUUUAAAAAUCGUACACGUGCUGACACCUAAGUUGUCUCCCGUUGUUUAUUAGAGUUACCUUUCGUCCGGCGCAGUAAUACAUUUGCAGUGAAUCGCCGAGAAGUCGUGGGAAAAUUAAAAACCAUGUAAACAAACUAAAAUUAACCACCUUUUCAAGAUGAAUUUCAAGUGAUCGACAUUCUGCAUUUAACCAGCCUGACCUGUGUAGCAUCUUAGAUAUCAGUUCUAAGGUAUUCAUUGUGUAGAAUGUCAUGUUAUGCCCUUGCAAUGCUAAUCCCACUCUGAUUUUUUUGUUUACAUUUUUUAUCAAUGAGAAAUAUGGCGUCCAUCCCGAGAUGAACUGACGUGGCGUUAAAUUUUUACAUGUUUAAGCAAACCUGGUGUGUGAGAAAGAAAAUCUUAUCCCUUCAACAUUAUUUGGAACACUGUUAUUGUGAAAAACCUGUUUUUUCCUUAUACAAAAGCGUAAUAUUUUGUGUUGAAUGUACUUUCACAAAGACCUCUGUUUUCCUAUUACAUUCAUAGUACCACAUCCUUAUCCACAAAAUACUGAAUAUUACAGGUGUCCAUCAGUAUUAAAUCAGUUUAGGAAUAUGUUUUUUAUUUUCCCACCAUUGAUUUCUUGAAUAUGCACCCCUUCCACAGUGCUGUAUGAACUGUGAAUGUAGCAAUAUGCGUCCCCUUAAGAAUAUUUAACGGAUUACAACCAUUUUAAGAUCAGAGAAUAUCUAGAACAAUGUAAAGUAUUUGAUGCUCGUCUUAAUGUCUUAAUCAAAAUAGCCUAAAAGUGGACUGACCUAUUUUGUCAAUUGUUUGUAAAAUUAUAAGGAAAGUGUAUCAAUUUAUACAACUAUAUCUAAACUCUAUACAGUUUUGACUGUUAUAUAUGAUCUUUGUUUAUUGACACAUAUAUAAAUAUAAAACUUC
Messenger RNA from Mercenaria mercenaria, 5471 nucleotides. RefSeq names its product DC-STAMP domain-containing protein 2-like. Gene Ontology annotation, cellular component: membrane. The record is from RefSeq and is a predicted model, not a curated record. Gene Ontology annotation, molecular function: protein binding. Lineage: Eukaryota; Metazoa; Mollusca; Bivalvia; Venerida; Veneridae. The coding region runs from base 752 to 2935 and encodes 727 amino acids. The transcript has 5 exons.